Messenger RNA from Colletotrichum abscissum, 2343 nucleotides. RefSeq lists its product as uncharacterized. Gene Ontology annotation, cellular component: nucleus. The transcript is spliced from 3 exons. Bases 1 to 2343 code for a protein of 780 amino acids. NCBI's taxonomy places the organism in Eukaryota, Fungi, Ascomycota, Sordariomycetes, Glomerellales, Glomerellaceae. Gene Ontology annotation, molecular function: DNA-binding transcription factor activity, RNA polymerase II-specific; DNA binding; zinc ion binding. The record is from RefSeq and is a predicted model, not a curated record. Gene Ontology annotation, biological process: DNA-templated transcription; regulation of DNA-templated transcription.
AUGUGGAGUUCCCACGACCAUGGGACAGAUAUGCUAGACACGAAUGCACGUCCGCAACAAAUGGCCGAGGAGGAAGCGAACUCGGUGUUCAGCCACGACGAGGGCUCAAGUGGUGAAGACACGACAAACAAUGGCUCGGCCGGUGCACCGAGGAAGCGUAAGAGGGAGAAGCACCAAAAGACAUCAUGCGAACUAUGCAAGGCGAGGAAGGUCAAGUGCGAUCGUGCAGAGCCCGCAUGUUCUUGGUGUGCCCGUCACAACCGAACAUGCGUCUAUCUAGAAAGGCAGAAGCCGGGUAGCCGUAUCGGUUUCAGUCUCGAACUUGAAGCCAAGGUUAACAGGCUCGAUGCUCUCUUGCAGGCUCUUGGUCGUCGUGUAGAAGAUCACAUCGCCCAUGAUCACGUCGCCACAUCACAGGCUCAUUCGCCAUCCAUCAGCAAUCAGGCGCCAUCACAAAUCGAGGGAUUCCGUCCUGAUGGAAAUGCGAAUGGCGUCAGUCCGGCUCCGGGCCUUCCAAGAGGGCCACCAACCACGAAUGGGAGAACACCAGCCUUCUCGAGCCCUUUCUGGCAGGGCGGUGACGCCCAAGAGACGUUACAGAAUGGUGACCGGACUUCAGUUCAGGCUCUCUUGAACCUAUCCGCAGGCGAGUCUUUCAGCCAAGCAGGCGCAUCGCCGAGCGUCAACGGGCCUCGAAAAGAUGCACACUCAGUCCCGACUGUCUCUGAGUUCCCGCCUCACGACAUGCUGUACACGCUUGUCGACCUAUACUUCAAACACUGCAACACGUGGUGUCCGAUCUUGGACCGCAAAACGACCUUCGGUGCCUUUUUUGGUUCGACGUCCCUCAACGAAGCCGAUCGUGUGUUGUUACAUGCUAUAGUAGCAACGACACUAAGGUUCAUGAAAGACCCGCGGCUGUCGCCCGACAUGCGGUCACACUACCAUGCAGUGUCGAAACAUAGGGUGCAGAUAUAUGCGAUGGAGAACGUGAGCAUUGCCGCGUUGAGGGCUUUGGUGAUACUCUGCCUGGACGAGUUGGGAACCUCAAAUGGGCCGCGCGGUUGGAACAUGCUCGCGUUGCUCUCGCAGAAUGUGAGACAACUGGAACUCUGUGAAGAGAGCAGCGUAUAUCUCACGGCCGAGGCAGAGGAGACGCCGCACACGGGCUCGAUCCGUCGGGUGGCGAUGGGCCGACCAGAAUCUUGGAUUGAAGAUGAGGGCCGUCGACGGCUUUGCUGGAUGGUUUAUCUCCUUGAUCGAUACGCGACGAUAGCGACAACGACGUUCGACUUCAUGCUCGACGACAAAAAGAUGAAGCGCGGUUUGCCGUGUUCAUACGACCUCUUUUCGAGAAACGUUCCCGUUGAGACGAAGUCAUGGAGUCCGUCAUCCGACCAAACCGGCAGCCCGACCAUCAAUAAACCCGAAAACCUCGGCAGUUUCUCGUACCACUGCGAGAUCCUGCGUAUACUGAGCAAGGUCCACGACUUUCUCAAAACACCCAUCGACGUAACAUCGUCGUCGGAAAUGGCGGUUUGGCGGAACACAUAUAGAUCGCUGGACGGUGCGCUCGACAGCUGGUUGCAGAGCUUGCCCAGCGAGUACAGCAGAAUUUCGGCUCUGUGCCACUCAGAUCCCGCGAGCCGCGUCGCCAACUGGUUCAUGCUGCAUAGCGCAUAUGUCACGUCUGUGGUGCGUCUUCAUUCCUCGGCUGCGUACCCCACUGUGAGAUCUCACAUCUUCGUCCCAUCGCACUAUGCCAUGCAGAGGUGCUUGUCUGCCGUGCAAAGUCUCGGCGAUAUUGCGCAGGACGUCUUUGAGGCCAACGGCCUGGAUCUCUUGGGGCCGCCAUUCGCCUUUUCGUUAUGGGUAGCCGCUAGGUUGCUGCUUAUCCACGCUGCGACUGUUGGGUGUCCCGUUGAUCCCAAGAUUGACUUUUUCAUCGAAACGCUUCGCCAUGUUGGACAGUACUGGGAGGUCGCAAACAAUUACGCCAAAAUUCUUGCUCGGGUGGUACAGCGAGGGCGACAGGGCGACAUGAGCUUUACCGCGAUGAGGAAGAGUGCCCACGAUCUGGUAACCUUGACAUCCUCCACACGACGCUCUGGCAUGGAGCCGACAUCGACUCAAGUGACUUCGUUGAGCGAACUUGACAACAUUGACGUUUUCGACUUUUUCAAUUAUCCCAAGAUGUCUGAGCCGAGCUCACGGGCGACCAAUGGUCAGACGAAUUUACUACAGCCACAAGUGAUGAGCGGGUUAGGCGGCGAUUCCAUGAGGACGACCGGGGUACCAGAUCCAGAGUCGGAUUGGCUGGGCUUCAGCACUCCCUUUAACUGA